Messenger RNA from Physcomitrium patens, 1912 nucleotides. RefSeq names its product ribulose bisphosphate carboxylase/oxygenase activase 2, chloroplastic. Gene Ontology annotation, molecular function: ATP hydrolysis activity; ATP binding. NCBI's taxonomy places the organism in Eukaryota, Viridiplantae, Streptophyta, Bryopsida, Funariales, Funariaceae. The record is from RefSeq and is a predicted model, not a curated record.
UAGACGGAUGCUGAGAUGCUUGCAAGUGCAGCCUUGCAAAGUUAGCCACAAAUCUGCUCGUCUCUCUCAGUUACGCCCCGUGGCUGCUUCUUCGUUAAAUCAAUGGCCAUUCAUCUUGUUUGCAUCCUGGCAGCUAUAACUUGGGUUUUAAAGUCCAAUUGUUAACGUUUGAUGCAAGCGAAGUCUACUUGGGUUUGUGGGUGUCUGGUACAACACUUGGUCCAGUUUCUUGUGAGAGUUUAGAAUUGAGAGGCUGGAAGUGGGAGGUUGAGAAGGUGCAAUGGAGGUCGCCAUGGCCUGCACUACUAUGGGACCUUUUAAAAUAGAAGCACUGGCACCAAAACAAUCUUCGUUCAACAGCCGAAUUUCAGUUGUGAAUCUUUCCAAUGCCGGUUUCUUCUCUAUUCGCAAUGGAAAUCGCCAUUCUCAACCCCAUAAAUUCUCUGGAGUCCGUGCGUGCCUGCCAGUUGAUUCUUCUUCAGGCGACACCCAAGCGGACGAAGGCUUAGCGGACGCUGGAUCCAAGAAUGAGACCAAGAAGUUGUCGAAUCAAUCGUCGUGGGAAGCUACAGACGUGUUGGGCAAUGACUACCUCUACCGCCUCGGCAAGGAAUCGGACAAUCUCAAUAUCACUGUGGGGGCGCGUACAGGAAUGAUCGACAGCCUCUUCACGGGAGAUUUCUUGGGUAAAGAAGCGGACAUCGUCUUCAAGUAUCGCCAGAAAGUGACGCGUUCAUUUGAGCAUAUUACAGGAGAUUACUACAUCGCCCCUGCGUUUAUGGAUAAAGUGGUGACGCACAUUGUCAAGAACUAUCUGGCUGCACAAAUUGACGGCAAAGUUCCUCUCAUUUUGGGUGUCUGGGGAGGAAAGGGUCAAGGCAAGUCUUUUCAGACAGAGCUAAUAUUCAAGGCAAUGGGUAUUGAACCCAUUAUCAUGUCUGCCGGCGAGAUGGAAUCAGAAUGGGCAGGAGAACCUGGUAAGCUGAUUCGAGAACGUUACCGAGCCGCACAUCUUGUCAUAAACAACCAGGGAAAAAUGAGCUGUCUGAUGAUUAAUGACCUCGAUGCUGGAAUAGGACGAUUUGAAAAUACGCAAAUGACGGUCAAUAACCAGAUGGUGGUUGGCACACUUAUGAAUUUAGCUGACAACCCCAAUCGUGUGAGCGUUGGGCAGGCAUGGCGAGAGGCUGAUAUUGUGAAUCGUGUGCCAAUCAUUGUUACUGGGAAUGACUUCUCUACAAUUUGGGCACCUCUGAUUCGAGAUGGUCGAAUGGAUAAAUUCUACUGGCAGCCAACGAGGGAUGAUUUAGUCAAAAUUGUGUACCAAAUGUAUAAGAAAGAUGGUCUUAGUGAAGCUGAUAUUGGUUUCAUCAUCGACACAUUCCCUAACCAAGCAUUGGACUUUUAUGGCGCUCUCAGGUCGAGGACAUACGAUAAGCACGUCCUGGAGUGGGUCAACGAGAUUGGAGGAGCUGAACAAAUAGGACCAAAGCUUCUUCGGCGUAAAAAAGGCGAUGCACCUCUCCCAGAAUUUAUAGCACCAGAGCAAAACGUGGACGAUCUUAUCAAGGCUGGUUAUGAGCUUGUGGAAGAGCAGAACAUGGUGAACAACAUGAAGCUCUCAGAUGAGUACAUGAAAAAACAAACAGGUCCAGGGGGUGGUCUUUCUAUUUCAGCUUCAUAAGCAGCUCAUCGAAAGGCACAGUUGUAUCAUAUUCGGUUACUUUGUUAGCGAAAUGAGAAUGCUGAAGAUGUUGCAGAUAAUCCUAUUCUGGAAUAAUGCCAGAUGAGAGCGUUAGUAGACUGUAGUAAUGGCAAACACAUUAUUACCAUGGAAUUUGUUUUGAUUUAACCAUUGAAGACGUAAUAAUAUUGCCAAGCUGGGUACCGGCUGAAUAUUCUACCAUGUUCA